GCCCAGGAAGUCUCGCGAGAAUCCAGUGGCCAAUGAGCGGGAUCGGUGUGGAACGUAGGCGGGGCUGAGCUGUCAGAGAGGAGCUGGAGAGUGUGAGGAAGAGACAGAAGGAGAGAGGCGCCCGCUGGUGCCCUGGGAGGGGCGGGAGGAGGAGGAGGAGAUGUCUGCCGCUGGGGAUUCCGAGGAAAUGCCCGAGACCCUCAUGAUGGAGUCGAAGGAGUGUAUGGCCGUCUCUAGUAUCCUGGGCCCUGUACCUGCCUCGUCCGUCGUCACCUCCAGCUCCUUCAGCCCAAGUGACUUGGAGUUUCCCAGGAAGAGGAAAGCCAGUGACUCUGACAACCAAGUCACUGAGGGAUCAGAAAUGAAUGACGUCCAGGGAAGAGAGGCGCACAGAGAGACGGAGAAGAGGCGCAGGGAGAAAAUGAAUAACCUGAUAGAGAACUUGUCGGCCAUGAUCCCCCAGUGCGCCCCAUUACCCAACAAACUGGACAAGCUGACUGUGCUGCGCAUGGCCGUCCAACACUUAAAGUCGCUGAAAGGAUCCAUCCCCUCUUUCGUCGACGAGAGCCCAAAGCCUUCGUUUUUAAAGCACGAAGAGAUGAAAGAGUUAAUCCUAAGGGCAGCGGAGGGAUUCCUGUUUGUGGUUGGAUGUGACCGAGGAGAAAUCCAGUUUGUGUCUGAAUCCGUCACAAAGACACUGAAGUACAAUCAGGGAGACCUCAUGGCGAAAAGCUUAUUUGAUCUCCUACACCCCAAAGAUGUUGCCAAAGUAAAAGAGCAGCUUUCCUCCUCCGACAUCGCCCCCCGGGAGAAACUGAUUGAUGCCAAAACUGGUUUGCAAGUUCACACGCACUUUCAGGCGUCGCGUUUGCACUGGGGCUCCCGGAGGUCUUUCUUCUGCCGGAUGAAGAGCGGCCGAUCCGUUCAUAAGGAAGAGAAGGGUUUCUUGCACAACUCCAAGAAGAGUCACCGGCAAUAUUGCACCAUACACUGCACCGGCUACUUGAGGAGCUGCCCCCCCACCCAAGAGGACUGUGACAGUGACAGGGAGGCUACCAAUGCCAGGUGCCUGGUGGCCAUCGGCAGACUCCACCCGUAUAUCACCCCACAGAACAACUCCGAAGUGAAAGUGAAACCCACUGAAUUUGUCACCCGCUACACUAUGGAUGGGAAGUUUGUUUAUGUCGAUCAACGAGCCACGGCCAUAUUAGGAUACCUCCCACAGGAGUUACUCGGGACCUCAUGCUAUGAAUACUUUCAUAUAGACGACUACGGGCACCUAACCGACCGGCACAAAGCAGUGCUUCAGAGCAACAAGAAAGUUGUCACCAACUGCUACAAAUUUCGGGUGAAAGACGGCUCCUUCGUUACGUUACAAAGCCAGUGGUUCAGUUUCAUCAACCCGUGGACCAAAGAUCUGGAGUACAUUGUAUCGGUCAAUACCGUGGUCCCGAAUCACAGUUCAUCGUCAGAGGAAACCUCAUCUCUGCCGAGCAGCUCACACUCCUCUCAAGUCCCGUCAGAUAACGCCAAACACCCCUUUCUCAAUAUCCCCGGGACGUCCAGUGAGAUCCUGCUCGGUGCCGCCAAUAUCGGGACCCAGAUUGUAAAGGAAGUGAUGAGUUUACAGAGGUCUAACUCCUCACCUUUAAAUGCCGAUGUUAGUCCCAGUGGGACCCCAAUAAAGUCUCCACCAGCCCUUACCGACCCGUCAACUUCCGUGCAGAAAGGCGAGCUGCUCACACUGUCUCCCACGGAGAUGGAGAAGAUGGACACAUCCCAUAGCAACAGCGUGCCGUCCUUUCAAAUACCCGACAGUUUCCUCAGUGACAGUAACACCUUGGACUUUGGGCACGACGAAACCACCAUGGCGGCUCUUAUGAACAUUUUCGAAGCGGACGGAGGCCUGGGGAGCAGCCAAGAGCUGGGUGGAAUGCCCUGGGCUCUAUAGCGGGACGGAAGCCUUUGCUGCACAAUGAUAUGUACUGUAUAUACUAAGGCUUGAUACCCUUUGUACUUUUGUAUAUUUUGUUACCUGAUAACCAUAGAACCAAUCAUUUCCAUAAGCGGGGAGUUGGGGCACAAUAUGGGGGUAGGGUAUUGCAUUAUGGAGAGGGGGAGCCAUACACAAAAACAUCAUGUAUAUUUUAUUAUAAAGGGGAGAUAAACACCAAUAUAAAACCUUUGCCUAAUGAAAGGAAAAGCAGAAUCAUUGCUGGUUCCGACUGCACAUACCGUUUAAACAAUGUAACAGCCCGUCCGUUCUCCACCUGCCAAGACUCCCAUUCCCUCGGUGCCUUUCCUCGUCUGGAUCAAGUAGAAGUCGGGCAGAGCAUGUGAGGAAUUGGGGUAUUGGCUGAAGGGAAGCCGACUAUCACUACCUUGUAUCCGUGGUACAAAUAGUCGGAACUAGUAAGAAAUGUAAAGGGGAUAUAAACCCACCCGCGUGGCUGGAUGUGGGUCCCCUUUACAAAUUCCCCCCACCCAAAAGACUGAAAAGCAGAGGGGAGGUGCUCCUGUUAUAGAUUCAUGAUAUUAGCUGUAUAAAGCUGCAAAUAUCAUGAAAACAAAAAAAAAAUGGUUCAUUGCAAAAAGAGCUGUUGUAAGUUGUAAAAUCGGAGACAGUUAAUGGAUACGAAAGGUUUCCAAGUUAGAGGUAAAUUAAAUCUGCUGUCAUUAUGCAGCAUUUGGGGGGUUUACAUCCCCUUUAAGUGCAACUUUCUAAACAAUACCCAAAUCUGGGUGCCUUGAUAAUGACCGUGGAGAUAGCGCAGUCCUGUAUAUGGAAGUACCCGACAUGUAUUGUAUCACCGCCGGGGCCAACCCUGGCCCAAAUCUCACGGGAGCAAGAGGAUUUUUCAAGAUCCAGGACCCCAAAACUAUCCACCUGAAUAUAUAUUUGAUACCAGUAGCCUAGCAACAGAAUAACCCUGUCAUGUGAUUUAUGAAUAAAAUCAAUCCGGCCACGGGUUUUUAACCCAA
This is a messenger RNA of Xenopus laevis (African clawed frog), 2982 nucleotides long. It is a transcript of the gene bmal2.S, whose product is annotated as aryl hydrocarbon receptor nuclear translocator-like protein 2. NCBI's taxonomy places the organism in Eukaryota, Metazoa, Chordata, Amphibia, Anura, Pipidae. The record is from RefSeq and is a predicted model, not a curated record. The transcript is spliced from 16 exons. The coding region runs from base 161 to 1951 and encodes 596 amino acids.